This is a messenger RNA of Ogataea philodendri, 312 nucleotides long. RefSeq lists its product as uncharacterized. Bases 1 to 312 code for a protein of 103 amino acids. The transcript has a single exon. Lineage: Eukaryota; Fungi; Ascomycota; Pichiomycetes; Pichiales; Pichiaceae. The record is from RefSeq and is a predicted model, not a curated record.
AUGGAAGUUUUCCAGAAGUCCGCAGAAAUACUUGCGCAGUCGUUGCAGCUGGAAGUCCGUCUGCGAUUCUGGCCUAGAAAGGAACUCCUUGUUGUUUUCCAAGAUGAACUGCAGCUUCUUUGCGACAGUGUCGUCCACAAACGAGGUGUCUACCUUGUGGAACUUUGCAAUCACCUUGUUCAGAAUUCCUGUGAUUUCCACACGAAGCCGAAGAUCAGCGUCGCUAAACUGCCUGCCGUUCUGCCAGCUGUCGAGAAUGCCUUCGAUACUCUGCAGGAAACUCUUGAAAAUGUUUACGUUCAAACAACUUAA